Aaosphaeria arxii CBS 175.79 is the source of this 1139-nucleotide messenger RNA. Its product is annotated as trypsin-like serine protease. The transcript is spliced from 2 exons. Bases 114 to 1139 code for a protein of 341 amino acids. Lineage: Eukaryota; Fungi; Ascomycota; Dothideomycetes; Pleosporales. The record is from RefSeq and is a predicted model, not a curated record.
GAGUUCCGCGCUUGUAUAUUUUCCGACUUUGUCUGCUACCACAUCUAUCCACAUUCCGUUUAUCCCCAUCGUGAAUCGUACCUGGAAAGAACUUACAAGCACCGCAAUUUACCAUGGCAACUAAUAUUACUUUGCCGCUGCGGAGGAGUGCUCGACACCAAAAGCAGAGGGUCGAGCAAAAUAUCGAAGAAGAUUCUGAGAACAAAAUUGCCACAAAUGUAUCAUCUGCCUCACAAUCUAGCACCAACAGCGAGGAGCCUUUCACGACAAUUCUUCGCAGCAAUGCAAUUGAUGUGAUCCCGUGGAAGCUUCCGACCCAACUUCCUGGUCUCAAAGGGAAAGCUCGCAAACUGCUUGAUCAUAAGCGACAGGCACUUACAAAACGAGAGACCGGUGUGCACGGUCUCUUAAGUUACUGCUCGCCAUCCUCUACUUCAUAUUCACAACUGAGAUUAGCUGUUGAUGCUACACUAAUAUUCGCUCAAGAAGCAGCUGGGACUGCUGUUUGCAUAUCUUCAAGUGGUCUUUUAUUGACAUGCUCACAUUGUGUUGCCGAAACCGAGGAUGAGCUUGAUAUGGAAAAAGUAUCUUGGCUUAUUUUUGCCUCCGGCCGUGUCGUGCAAGCAAAACCUAUCAAAUGGGAUUCUAAACGUGACCUUGCCCUCCUUCAAGUAGUGGCGGCCCAGUCGCUCAACGAAGAAAGUGCACAGUCAACGGCGGAACCCAACUUCCCUUUCAUCUCUCUCACCUCUAUUGCUCCAUCACUCAGGGCUCGUCUACUCUGCAUUGGACACCCAGGUGCUGAGGAUCUGGAGCUUGCACAAAAAGGAGUGCCAACAGGAUAUGAUGUCUUACAUAUCAGCGAAGGCAGAUACAGAGGGAUCGCCAAAGGACAGGAUGUGCAUGACAAUAGCGAAAUCGGGGCGUUGAUGCACGAUUGUUGGACGUACUGGGGACAUUCAGGUGCACCUCUCGUAGAUGAAAAGCGUGGCGAGUUGGUUGGCUUGCACUCUAGUUGGGAUGAUCAGACUGGGAUGAGAAGGGGUGUGGCAUGGGAAGCUAUUGAAGCCUUUUGGAAGGGAUUCAUCGACGAGGCUCUGAGUAAAAAUAUUAUAAAGCCGAGCACAGGAGGGAAAUAG